Pezoporus occidentalis (night parrot) is the source of this 3054-nucleotide messenger RNA. It is a transcript of the gene DCBLD2, whose product is annotated as discoidin, CUB and LCCL domain containing 2. Bases 95 to 2260 code for a protein of 721 amino acids. Gene Ontology annotation, biological process: wound healing. Gene Ontology annotation, molecular function: signaling receptor activity. Gene Ontology annotation, cellular component: plasma membrane. Lineage: Eukaryota; Metazoa; Chordata; Aves; Psittaciformes; Psittacidae. The record is from RefSeq and is a predicted model, not a curated record. The transcript has 15 exons.
GCGUCCCGCUCGGCGGCUGCGGGGCACAGACGCGGCCGGGCUCGGCUGCCCUGCAGCCCGCGAUGCCCUCGGGCUGCCGGGUACGCCGCGGGGCAUGGUGAGCCCUGGGCGGCAGCUCCCUGCGGGGACUCGGCAGGCGGCCUCUCCGCUCCGCCUCAGCCUCCUGCUCCUGCUGCUGGUGCCGCGGGGCACCGGGGCGCAGAAAGGUGAUGGAUGUGGACACACCAUCCUGGGCCCCGAAAGUGGAACUCUUGCUUCAAUAAACUACCCACAGACCUCUCCCAAUAGUACAGUUUGUGAAUGGGAAAUUCGUGUAAAGCCUGGGCAGCGAGUUCAGCUCAAAUUUGGUGAUUUUGAUAUUGAUGACUCAGAUUCAUGUCAUUCCAGUUACUUAAGAGUUCACAAUGGGAUUGGCCCUACCAGGACAGAGAUAGGAAAAUACUGUGGGUUUGGUUUUCAAAUGGAUGGUUUAAUUACUUCAAAAAGUAAUGAAGUCACAGUACAGUUCAUGAGUGGAACACAUACUUCUGGACGUGGAUUUCUCGCAGCUUAUUCAACCACUGAGAAAUCAGACCUAAUUACCUGUCUAGACAAUGCAAGUCACUUUUCCGAACCAGAAUUCAAUAAGUAUUGUCCAGCUGGAUGUGUGAUUCCUUUUGCUGAUAUUUCAGGCACUAUUCCCCAUGGAUACAGAGAUUCAUCAUCACUUUGUAUGGCUGGUAUUCAUGCAGGCGUUGUAUCAAAUACUCUGGGUGGCCAAAUUAAUGUUGUAAUCAGCAAGGGCAUUCCAUACUAUGAAGGCUCCCUGGCUAACAAUGUCACCUCAAAAGUGGGACUGUUAUCUACUGGUCUUUUCACAUUCAAGACGAGCGGUUGCUAUGGGACACUGGGGAUGGAAUCUGGAGUAAUCCCUGACUCCCAGAUCACAGCAUCGUCUAUUCUUGAGUGGCCUGACCGAACAGGACAAAUGAACAUCUGGAAACCUGAAAAUGCCAGACUAAAAAGGGUUGGUCCUCCCUGGGCUGCUUUUAUCAGUGAUGAACAUCAGUGGUUGCAGAUUGACUUGAAUAAAGAAAAGAGAAUAACAGGUAUUAUAACUACUGGAUCAACCUUAGCAGAGUACUUUUAUUAUGUCUCUGCGUACAGAAUUCUGUACAGUGAUGAUGCACAGAAAUGGACAGCAUACAGAGAACCUGGCAUGGAUAAAGAUAAGGUAUUUCAAGGGAACACUGAAUUGUACCAGGAAGUUCGCAACAACUUCAUUCCACCCAUUAUUGCACGCUUUUUUAGGAUUAACCCCUUAAAAUGGCACCAGAAAAUUGCAAUGAAAGUAGAACUGCUAGGAUGUCAGUUUAGCAUAGGCCGUGCUCCUAAAAUCACCCUGCCACCUCCACCUCAGAACAAGAAUGAUAACAAAAACAGUGAGAUCAGUGAUGACAUCAUUAAUUCAGUGAAGACUUCGUUGCAGACAGAUAAAACAACUUUCACACCUGAAAUAAAAAACACUACAGUGACUCCAAGUGUAACCAAAGAUGUGGCAUUGGCAGCAGUUCUGGUUCCAGUGCUGGUGAUGGUCUUCACUACUCUGAUUCUUAUCUUAGUUUGUGCGUGGCAUUGGAGAAACCGCAAGAAAAAAACUGAGGGCACUUAUGAUCUACCUUACUGGGAUCGUGCAGGAUGGUGGAAAGGAAUGAAGCAGUUUCUCCCAACAAAGUCAGCAGAACAGGAAGAAACGCCUGUACGCUACAGCAGCAGUGAAAUAAGUCACCUAAGACCAAGAGAAGUCCCAACGAUACUGCAAACAGAGUCUGCAGAGUAUGCUCAGCCACUGGUAGGGGGACUUGUUGGCACGCUUCAUCAGAGAUCCACCUUUAAACCAGAGGAAGGAAAAGAAGCAAGUUAUGCUGAUUUGGACCCUUACAGUUCACCCAUCCAGGAAGUUUAUCAUGCCUAUGCUGAACCACUACCUAUAACUGGACCAGAAUAUGCAACUCCCAUUAUCAUGGACAUGUCCAGCCAUCCCAACGUACCUCUUGGCAUUCCUUCCAUUUCCACCUUCAAAACUGCAGGGAAUCAAGCUCCUCCACUGGUUGGAACUUGCAAUAAACUCUUAUCUAGGACAGACAGCACAUCCUCAGCACAGGCGCUGUAUGAUACACCCAAGGGGCAACCAGCGCCAGGUACCACUGAUGAAUUGGUGUACCAGGUACCACAGAGUGUGGCCCAUGCCACUGGGAGUAAGGAUGAACUCAGCUCAUGAGUAAGGUAGAAUGAUGGCUUGCUUUUAAAAGCCAAUUCCAUAAAGCUGACAGUUACACUUUUUAAUUGCAUUGUUUUGAUUUUGUUAGUCUUAAUACAAUGCUGAACCAAAAGAUGUGAUACUCAAGGUCAGGAAAGCUGGUAAUCCUGCCUUUCCUGAAGCUGUACGUAUAAUUAAUAGCUUGUCUCCUGUAAAACCAUGGACAGUUUUAUUACUACUGUACAAUUGUCUGUCAGACAUGAGAGAAGAACUCUUCAAGAUUAGCUUCAGUAAUUGAUAGAUGUGAAUGAUAAAUUGGGAGAAACAGUUUAAAGUACAAAAGCCAGUAAUUUCUUGCUAAUGGUACUGUGGAGGGGCGGGGGAGUUGAUGGGACCAAAACCCAAAGCUUCUAACUUUCUAAGAGCUAUAUGUAAGCACUGUAGUGUCUAAAAUUCAUUUUACUUUAUUUAAUGCCUGUACAACCUUGGACUUCAAAAAUUACUGUCAGGACUGAUGGCAAAAAUCCUAUUAACUUCAUGGCGUAACAAGGGUUUGAUUCUGAAUUAAGUUAUUUCAGCUUUUGUUCACAGGAUUAGGAAUCAUCAACCGCAUGUUCCUCAGAAGGUUCCCACCAUUUUCAUUCACCUUCCAGAACUAGAACCUGCUGCCUCUACAAUCUGUUUUCUGCCUCAUCUCCUUAAGCCCCUCAGUCUUGUUCCUUCCUAGGGAGCCAGGAGACAUAAAACCAUACAAGCAAACUGCAUGGCAACUGCUUUUACAUUUUUCUACUAAGUAAAGGCUACUCUGAAUAGUG